Molecule: messenger RNA, 609 nt
Organism: Dibothriocephalus latus
Lineage: Eukaryota; Metazoa; Platyhelminthes; Cestoda; Diphyllobothriidea; Diphyllobothriidae
Source: the annotation of a GenBank genome assembly
AUGAAUCGUGCUGAGGUCGCUGACCUUCGAACUUCCGCCCGGUCAAUCGUAAUUCGGAACGCGCCCGCAUGCCUUCUUCUGAUGAGCAUUAGGACGUAUUUGAAGGAGGCUUAUGAUGUGACCGUUGCAAAACUCCGCUCCUACUCCCCGUCUGACCCGGUGAAACAGUGGGAGAAACCCAUCUCCCUGUCUGCACGCUGCAUACAGACGGAGGCCUACAACCGUCUCCUCGAAAUCCCAGUGGCCGUGGAGCACUGCGCUCUAGACCGCACAUGGCCGGUCACCUCCCUGAGUUUCCACCCUGAGGACGACAGUGUCAUGGAGGCGGGAGGGGAUGACCCGUCCGAAGGGAGCCCAGGACCCUCUGAUCUCCUGCUUCUUCGCAUCUUCCUUCUGCUUCACAGACAAUUCCUUGCUACCGAGGACGAGGGCGACCUUGAUCUGCCCGUUGUGGGUCCGUCCGGUGACCUGCCUUCUGAGGCAACAACCGUACGGAAGGCGGAGUCCCUGUCUUCGUUGUCUUCUUCAAACUCCGCGGACAAGUUGCCUGAAGGUGGGAAGAGCGUUUUUCGCCCUCUUUUAUUUACGGUCUUAGAAAAGCCUUUCUAG